Symbiodinium sp. CCMP2592 is the source of this 1500-nucleotide messenger RNA. The record is from the annotation of a GenBank genome assembly. Lineage: Eukaryota; Dinophyceae; Suessiales; Symbiodiniaceae.
AUGGGCGCCCCCCAGUCUAAGGGCUCUGCAACACUGGGACCCUUCGAUGCGGCUCGGAUCUUUACAUUUCCCGAUGGGCUGUGGUUGGUGAGCGCGGACCACUUCGCAGAUGAUGCCCUGGUGGAUUUUCAGUUUCUGACCCAAGAUCAGCAGCAAGAGGCCCAAGAAAGCCUUGAAAAUGAACUGGCAGCUGAUGCAGACCGUGCUGUAGGGUGCCUUCUGGGUUUGGCUAUAGGCGAUGCCCUUGGUGCUCCUUUGGAGUUCCAUCCGGUCCGCUACAAGGGUGAUCCGGACUAUUUCAAGUAUUCACCCCCAGCAGGCUUUGACGAGGCACUCUGGCAGGACAAGUCGGAGAUGCGGGAGACCAAUCGCUUUUUGUUGCAAAUGGGCCAGUGGACUGAUGAUACAGCUAUGGCCUUGUGUUUGGCAGACUCACUGUUAGCACACAAUGGCUUGCAUCCCAGAGAUCUUCGGCUGAGAUUCCUAGCGUGGUGGAGACUGGGGUACAACAACGCUUUUCGAUUGGAUGCAGACCGAGCACGUCUUUGGGGCAGCCGUGCCUCUAUUGGAUGCGGCGGCAUCGUGGGUGAAUCACUGCAAGAGUUCAGGACGGGCCCCGGCGCAGCAGACUACACAAAGACGGGCACCGUCCACUCUAAUGGCAACGGCUCGUUGAUGCGUAAUGCCCCUGUUCCAAUCUUGUACCAUCGUGACUUACAUGUAGCCAUGGAAGCUGCGUGGCGGCAAUCGAAGACUACACAUCAGGGUGACGAAGCCGCUGAUUGUGCGCGUCUUCUGACUUGGAUAUGCGUCAAUGCCAUGGUGUCUGGUUCUGGCAAGGCAGUAUUGCAGAAUCUUGACAACUUCCCAGCGCGUUUCUACUCAACCAAAUGUCUAGCGCAGUCACAGCAAGAAGACCGCUGCGCGGACAACACUGAGGCGGACCUCGCUGACAGGGACUGGCGAUGGCGAAGCCACGGCUACAGAUACUCACCCAAGCGUGCUCAUGCUGAUCCAGGAUAUGCAGGCAGCUAUGCGAUGGACUGCCUGGCCAUGGCUUUGCAUUGCGUGCAUGUGACCGACAGCUUCGAGACUGCGCUGCUCCAUGCUGCGAAUUUGUGCGGUGAUGCAGAUACCGUCUCAGUGCAGAUUCCCUCUUGCGAGAUGGAUGACGGGGUGGCUGCAGUCUUGGAUCAGCUGGGCGUGCAGUGCGAUGUUGCGGCCCGGGCCGGACCUUUCUCUCUCCACGUGGUGGCCAAGACGGCGAAUCCUCGGGCCGAUGGUGAAGACAUUGUUUACGAGUGCUGCGAGGCCUCCUGCUACUGCGCUCUUCGACAGGACGACAAGAACGGGGCGCCGCAGCCUCUGGCCUCGACGAAGCUUCGCCACAAGCUCCUUCAGAGGCUGGGUGUUCAACUCGUGCAGAUCAACGUGUGGGAGUGGAAUCGACUGAGUGAGGCACAGCGCGUGAACUACAUGGUGAAGAUGCAGUCCCUCUGA